This is a messenger RNA of Mesocricetus auratus (golden hamster), 710 nucleotides long. Its product is annotated as major urinary protein 20-like. Bases 1 to 651 code for a protein of 216 amino acids. The transcript has 6 exons. NCBI's taxonomy places the organism in Eukaryota, Metazoa, Chordata, Mammalia, Rodentia, Cricetidae. Gene Ontology annotation, molecular function: small molecule binding; odorant binding. The record is from RefSeq and is a predicted model, not a curated record.
AUGAGGCUGCUGCUGCUUCUGGUUGUGCUGGGUUUGGAGCUGACCCUAGUCUGUGUCCAUGCAGAAGCAAAAACUAGUCUCAUUGGAAAGAACUUUAAUCCACAAAAGAUUCAGGGAAAAUGGCAUUCCAUUCUUUUGGCCUCUGACAAAAGAGAAAUGAUAGAGGAACAUGGAAGCAUGAGAGAUUUUGUAGAGUACAUUCGUCUCCUCGAUAACUCUUCCUUAGCUCUUAAAUUACAUACAAUUGUCGACGGAGAGUGCACAGAGCUGUAUUUAGUAUGUGACAAAACAGAAGAAGAUGGUGUAUAUAUCAUAUAUAACGAAUAUAAUAGAUUUACUGUACUUGAUACAGACUAUGCUGAUUAUAUUAUAACUCAUCUCAGGCAUAUCAAGAAUGGGGAAACAUUCCAGUUGAUGAAGCUCUACGGCCGGAAACCAAAGUUGAGUUCAAACAUCAAGAAAAAGUUUGGGGAUCUAUGCCAGAAGCAUGGAAUUGUUAAGGAAAAUAUAUUAGACCUAACUGAGGCUGCAUGUAGUAUCUCUUGCGGAAAUAAAUUGGACCUGGUACCUGAAUGUAUUCUUAUUCAUACCCUGCAGAUCACUGUCUCCAGGCCCAAGUUGGAAGAAUGGCUUGAGCCUCCAGGUGGGUAAUCUCCAGUGAGAAUGAAGAGCGUGUGAGCACAAAUGAGGUUCUCUCAAAAGCAUUAGUA